AUGUCAGCAUUAAUUCGAAUUCCAAGUCGUGCUGUUCAUCUCUCGGCUUUCAGACAUGCUCGAGGUCCUCUGUCUUUUGAGGGGUGGUAUCCUCGUGAUCAUAAACCUGGCCAAUAUCCAGAGACUGAGGAGGAAAGAAGAAGCGCAGCUUUGAAAUAUGGAAUGCGCCCUGAAGAUUACAUGCCGAUUCAUUACGAUGAUGUUAAUCGUCAUGCUGGUGACUAUCCAUAUCUUGGAAUAGUUACUUUUGAACACAAGGAUCCAUACGAGUCAUGGACAGACAGACAUCAUAGAAGGAACUGGGGUGAACUGGUGGCGAUAGAUGCUAUGCAGUUUCGAGGGGACAGAAUUACUUUUACUGGUCUUGAUCAAGAAGAUUUUGAAUGGAAAGAAACGUUAAAGAUGUACUUGCGAAUUUUUAUCCCGAUAGCCAUUUUCUGUUAUAUUUCUACGAGAACGGACCCAAGUGCUCUCCGUUGGCGAAAUCCUGCGAUGCCAAAACAGUAUCCUCUUGAUUAUUAUCGAGCUUGGCCUUUUGGGGAUCCUCGGCAGUACCCAAUUGUAAAUUACACUUUUGAACCCCUUGAUUAG
Molecule: messenger RNA, 591 nt
Organism: Enterobius vermicularis (human pinworm)
Lineage: Eukaryota; Metazoa; Nematoda; Chromadorea; Rhabditida; Oxyuridae
Source: the annotation of a GenBank genome assembly